This is a messenger RNA of Amborella trichopoda, 1812 nucleotides long. RefSeq names its product phospholipase A1-Igamma3, chloroplastic. Lineage: Eukaryota; Viridiplantae; Streptophyta; Magnoliopsida; Amborellales; Amborellaceae. Gene Ontology annotation, molecular function: glycerophospholipase activity. Gene Ontology annotation, biological process: lipid metabolic process. The record is from RefSeq and is a predicted model, not a curated record.
GCGAAACAACCUAUGUAAACGAAAGAAGAGGAGAGAGCCUGCAAAUUUGAAAGCUUCACCUGGUUCUUUCAUGGCUUCCUUGCUAAAAGCUCCCUCUCCUCUCCACAAUGCGUCACCUCUCUCUCUCCCACGUACCACCAUCUCCACCACCUUCCAGCCUCUCCUCCCACCGAGAUCGAAGCUCCGGCCGUGGCCUCUCGCCCUAAAGAGCAGUAAAACCGAAUCAUUUCUAACCUAUCUGCACGAACAGUUCGAGGACCUGCAGGAAGUGUUCGUAGGAAAAGUGAAGGAGGAAGAACCAGAGAAACAUCAGGGUCCCCUGUUGGAAAGGUGGCGCGAGAUACAGGGGGAGAACAAAUGGAAAGGUUUGCUUGAGCCCAUGGACCCAUUACUGCGUCGAGAGAUCAUACGUUAUGGGGAAUUCGCGCAGGCGUGCUACGACUCCUUCAACUUCAGCACCUACUCCAGAUACUGUGGAACUUGCAAUUACCCGAUGAGCAGCUUCUUCCGAGCUCUGGGCAUGGAUGACCUCGGCUACGAGGUGAGCCGCUACUUGUACGCGACUUCAGCCUCUAACCUGCGCAAAUUCUUCAGGAAAUCGUUGCACGCACAGGUGUGGAGCCAGCACGCGAACUGGAUCGGGUAUGUGUCGGUGGCCACCGACCCCAAGGUGGUGAAGGAGCUCGGGCGGCGGGACAUCCUGUUCGCCUGGCGCGGCACCGUGACGUACCUGGAGUGGGUGGAGGACGUGAUGGACUACCAGGUCAAGCCCAACUUUGGCCCGGACGCCAACGUGAAGGUGGAGUCAGGGUUCUUAGAUUUGUACAACUCGAAGGAGACCGCCUGCGGGUUUUGCUCCUACUCAGCCCGUGAGCAGGUGAUCUCUGAGACGCGCCGCCUAAUGGAGCGAUACAAGGAUGAAGGAAAUGAACUGAGCAUCACCAUCACCGGCCACAGCCUCGGAGGCGCGCUCGCAUUGCUCAGCGCAUACGACAUUGCCGAGACCGGUCUGAAUGUCCUCCCUGAUGGCCGGCGUGUGCCGAUCACUGUAUUUACAUUUGGCAGCCCCCGGGUCGGCAACCGGCGGUUCGCAGAUCGGUGUGAUGAGCUUGGCAUACACGUCCUGCGUGUGUUUAACAAACAUGACAAAGUGCCCACGGUACCAGGCAUGAUCAUCAACGAGGAUGUUGCCGUGCCUGACAUUGUGGCGGACAUCAUGCCGUGGAGCUACUCACACGUGGGGGUAGAGCUGGAACUCGACCACAAUGUAUCCCCGGUUGUAGAAGCCGGGCUCGCCAUCCCGGCGCGGCACAACUUGGAGCUCUACCUCCACUUGGUGAAUGCAUAUAAUGGGCCGAAAGGUGGCUUCAAACCAGCUUACAAGAGAGACCCGGCGUUGCUCAACAAGAGCGACACCAUUCUGAAAGAGAAAUUUCAUAUGCCGCCGUGCUGGCGUCAGGAUGAGAACAAGGGCCUGGUGCGGGCGCAAGACGGACGGUGGGUGGUGCCCGAGAGGACAAGCAUCGAUGCACACCCUCCUGACACCGACCACCACUUGGAGCAGGCACUCAAAAUUGCACCUGGUUCCUCUGCUACCACCUCUGCAUCUUCUUGAGACUGCUUGCCUCCUUGUCAUCUGCGUACAAAUCGAUCCACUUACUGUGCUUCUCGAACUGCUCAAUCUUCUGCAGCACCCGUGGAUUAAAUUCCUGUAGCUUUGCAUUUCUACAGUAUGGUUUGUUAAUGACACUAAGCGUUAAUAGUAAAUAAAGUGAGGAAUAAAUGGGGUUUUCUCCCCAAACAUUAGUGUUU